Molecule: messenger RNA, 6813 nt
Organism: Patella vulgata (common limpet)
Lineage: Eukaryota; Metazoa; Mollusca; Gastropoda; Patellidae
Product: nitric oxide-associated protein 1
Exons: 9
Coding region: 1-1200 (399 amino acids)
Molecular function (GO): GTP binding
Source: RefSeq, a predicted model, not a curated record
AUGUUAAGACGGUCUACUAGUACUACUGUGGCUGGAGCAAGCUGGAAGUGGAAGACAUCACGAUCAGUAGGGCCUAGUACCAGUGGAACCAUUUCUAGGCAUCUCACUGAGAUCCUGAAUGUUUUAGCAAAUUCCAAGAAUACCGGCGAUGUUUAUUUACUUGGUAGUACAAACACAGGAAAGUCAACACUGUUCAAUGCAUUAUUACAAUCUGACUAUUGCAAGUCACAUGUCAGAGAUUUAAUUCACAGAGCUACAACAUCAAUUUGGUCAGGUACAACAUUGAAUCUGUUAAAGUUUCCCAUCAUGAACCCUGAACCAUGGAAAUUAGUAAAACGAAGAGUGAGAUUGUUGAAAGCAAAGUCUGAAGAAAUGGAAGAAAAAAAGAUAGAAAAACGAAGUACAACAGUAGAAACAAAACCUUAUUCUGAAACCAUUUUAACAGCAAAUAUAGAGGCCACUGAUUUACGAGGUGAUUUAACUAUUGAAAAAGAAGCAGAAGAAGACAAUAAAGUAGAAUUUGUUGGAUUUGAGAGAACCAAAUCUGGAGAAGUUAUUGACAAUAUUAAAGAUAGUGAUAACAUUGAGAAAAAGAAAUAUAGUGAUUUAGAAAAACAGUUUAUAAAUGUACGAUGGUUAUAUGAUACACCGGGUGUCAUUAAAACGGAACAGAUUGUUAAUUUAUUAAAACCAGAAGAAGUUAAAUGUAUAACACCUAAGAAACGUUUAAUACCAAGAGUAUUUAUGUUAAAACCUGGAGAAGUCAUGUUUAUAACUGGUCUUAGCAGAUUAGACUAUAUUCAGGGCCAGAAUCCUAUAGCCAUUACAGUAUUUACAGAUAUGAGUCUACCAGUUAUUACACUUAAAUCAAGUGAUGCUGAUUCUUAUUAUAGUAAACAUAUAGGUGGAAGCAAACUAAAAGUGCCAAUUGAUAAUACUAAUCAUCUACCAUCAUUGGUUGCACGAUAUUUUGAAUUGGUUGGUAAUGGUACUAGAACACUGACAGCAGAUAUUCAACUUUCAUCGCUAGGAUGGGUUUCAGUAGCUAUACAAAGAGCUGAUGUUAUUGGAUUACGAGUUUACACUCCAGGGGGAUAUGGUUGCCAUCUAAGAGAAACUCCAGUGUUAUCUAAUUACAAAAAAUUUCAAGGGCCUAGAAUUAAGGGGACAAAUAGAUAUAAAUGGACAAUACCAUCUUAGUGAAUCUAUUUUACUGUUUUUAUAUGCCCACAUUUUCAUGUGGAUGUAUAUUGUCGUCGCCCCUCGUUCGCAAAUAGUGUCAAAAUAUUGUGUAUCAUGGUUGUGGACCCUCUGGAGGUAACAAUUUUCAUCUUAUUUUGAUGAAACUUGAAAUGCAUAUUUAUAACCGAAAUAUCUCAGUUCCUUUCAAUAUUCGCGCAUAUUGGAUCGUAACUUCCUGAAUUAUGGCCUCUGAUUGUACGAAAAAUCGCGUUUUUAGCUUGUGGUCCCUCUAGAGGUCACAAUUAUUAUCCGAUUUAAAAAAACGUUCGAAUAUAUAUCACCGUUACACUGUAAUGUUUGUUGAGUUCGAAUUUCGUGAAAAUCGGGCCAAAACUACCGUGCAAAAUGGCUGCCCCUCGUACAUCUCGUAAAUCAAGGUUGUGGACCCUCUAGAGGUCACAAUUUUGAUCCGAUUUCGAUGAAACUUGAGAUACAUGUUUAUUACCCAAAGAUAUUGGUUCAUUUUGAUAUUCGCAAAUAUCGGGUCAGGACUUACUGAAUUAUGGCCCUUGAUUGAACAAAAAAUCACGAUUUUAGCUUUGUGGUCCCUGUAGAGGUCACAAUUAUCAUCUGAUAUACAAAAACGUUCGAAUAUAUCACUGUUACACCGUAAUGUUGGUUGAGUUCGUAAUUUUAUCCGAUUAAAAAAAAACGUGUGAAUAUAUCACCAUUACACACUAACUUCUUGGAUUAUGGCCCCUGAUUAUUCGAAAAAUCGCAUUUUUAGCUUGCGGAUUCUCUAGAGGUCAUAAUUUUUUUUCAGAUUUUAAAAACCGUUUAAAUACAUCACCAUUCCACCAUAAUGGAGGUUGAAUUCGAAUUUCGGGAAAAUCGAAAUGAAACUGCCCGACAAAAUGGCCGCUCUGUGUACGCAAAUUGUGUAGAAGUGUGUAAUACGAAGGUUGUGGACCCUCUAGAGGUCACAAUUUUUAUACGCCCAUAUUUUCAUGUGGACGUAUUAUGCCAUCGCCCCUGUCCGUCCGUCCGUCCACAAUUGUUUGUGGACUCUCUACAGGUCACAAUUCUUAUCCGAUUUUGACGAAACUUGAAAUAUAGGUUUAUCCCCGAAAGAUCUCGGCUGCUUUCGAUAUUGGCAUGUAUUGGAUCGAAACUUAAUGGAUUAUGGCCCCUGUUUGUACGAAAAAUCACGUUUUUAGCUUGUGGACCCUAUAGAGGUCACAAUUUUUAUCCGAUUUUGUUGAAACUUGAAAUGUAAGUUUAUAACCCAUAAUUUUUAUCCGAUUUAAAAAACUGUAUUAUUAAUCGGCCCAAAAUUGACAGACAAAAUGGACGCCGUUCGUUCUCAAAUAGCAUAAGAAAAUGGUAUAUCAAGGUUGUGGACCCUAUAGAGGUCACAAUUUUUAUCCGAUUUUGUUGUAAAUGAAAUGUAAGUCUAUAACCCAAAGAUCUCGGUUCCUUUAGAUAUUCGCGCAUAUCGGAUCAUAAUUUCCUGAAUUAUGGCCCCUGAUUGUACGAAAAAUCGCGUUUUUAGCUUUUGGACCCUAUAGAGUUCAUAAUUUUUAUCCGAUUUAAAAAAACAUAUUAUUAUAUCACCGUUACACCCUAAGGACGACUGAGUUUGAAUUUCAUGAAAAUCGGCCCAAAAUUGACAGACAAAAUGGCCGCCGUUCAUUCUCAAAUAGCGUAAAAAUAUGGUAUAUCAAGGUUGUGGGCCCUAUAGAGGUCACAAUUUUUAUCCGAUUUUGUUGAAACUUGAAAUAUAAGUUUAUAACCCAAAGAUCUCAGUUCCUUUCAAUAUUUGCCCAUAUCGGACCGUAACUUCCUGAAUUAUGGCCCCUGAUUGUACGAAAAAUCAUGUUUUUAGCUUGUGGACCCAUUAGAGGUCAUAAUUUUUAUCCGAUUUAAAAAACCGUAUUAUUAUAUUACCGUUCCACCCUAAGGACAGUUGAGUUUGAAUUUUGUGAAAAUCGCCCCAAAAUUGACAGAUAAAAUGGCCGCCAUUCGUUCUCAAAUAGCGUAAAAAUAUGGAAUAUCAGGGUUGUGGACCCUAUAGAGGUCACAAUUUUUAUCCGAUUUUGUUGAAACUUGAAAUGUAAGUUUAUAACACAAAGAUCUCAGUUCCUUUCGAUAUAUGCGCAUAUCGAAUUGUAAUUUCCUGAAUUAUGGCCCUUGAUUGUAGGAAAAAUCACUUUCUUGUUAGCUUGUUUUCUAUCCAUCUCUCGAAAAUGUGGGCGUAUCCUGCCUGGCAGCCGCUGGUUAUCCAAUUUUGAUGAAACUUAAAACAUAAUUUUAUAUCCGGAAGAUCUCAGUCCCUUUUGAUAUUUGCACAUUUCAGGCCAUAACUUUCUGGAUUAUUGCCCCUGAUUAUACAAAAAUCGUGUUUGUUUUUAGCUUGUUCUAUAUCCAUCUCUUCCAAAACGUGGGCGUAGCCUGCCUGGCAGCCGCUGGUUCGAUUAUUCUUCUUAAAAACAUAUAUGUAUAACAGUUAUGAAUCUGCAGACAAUGACCAAAAAAUGGGCGUAGCCACCAGAUACAUAAAUUACUUUAUUAUGUUCUGUUCAAACUAUUUAAUGGGGAGCAAAUAUUUACUCUCACUUCUCAGAUAAAUUUAAGAUAUGACAUCAAACCGGUGAAAGUUAAAUUAUGUUGCAACUGGUUAUCAUAGAAACUAUAUACAGAAAGAGUGAAAUGAUGUUAAAAUCCCACUAGAACCAAACUAUAGGGUUUUUUUUCAGGACUUUAUUUUAAUAAUUUACUUUUGGGCCAUUUUUUUUAAAAAGCAGAAUCUGAAGAAAAACUUUGCAUAGAUGAUUUUCCAUGUUCUUUACAGUACAUCUACAUCCCAGGUUUUUUUUUUUUAUGUUACCACUGUGGUUAUUCAUUUCAUGAUGAAGGAAGCAAAUUACAAUUGUGAUGUAAGAUUUGUUUAAAAGUGAGGGCAUGGAAUAUUAUAUAUUUUGUUAGGGGAUAUCCAUCUUCCAAAUGAAAUUUGAGUGUCCUUUAAAUUCUCUCAUAACCUACAAAAGAAUAAAUAACAGAUUUUGACUUCUUUGUAGUUGGUUUGGAAGUAUGUUUCAUUACCUGGCAACCUAUCUUUUAACUUUUGAUGGGCUAGUAUGAUUAAAAUGAUUACCAAAUGAAAUUUUAUAAUACAAAAUUUGUGGGAAAUCUGUAACAUAUUCGUACCACGGAUCAUUUUUAUACGCCCACAUUUUCAUGUGUACAUAUAUUGUUGUCGCCUCUGUCCGUCCGGAUGUCCACAAUUUGUUUGUGGACUCUCUACAUGUCACAAUUCUUUUCUGAUUUUGACGAAACUUGAAAUAUAGGUUCAUCUCCAAAAGAUCUUGGUUCCUUUCGACAUUGGGAUGUAUCGGAUCGAAACUUCUUGGAUUAUGGCCCCUAAUCGUACGAAAAAUCACGUUUUUAAUAUUUGAAAUGUAAGUUUAUAACCCAAAGAUCUUGGUUCCGUUCGAUAUUCCUGAAUUAUGGCCCCUGAUUGUACGAAAAAUCAGGUUUUUUAGCUUGAGGACCCUAUGGAAGUCAAAAUUUUAUUCCGAUUUAAAAAACUGUUUGAAUAUAUCACCAUUACACCUUAAUAACGGUUGAGUUUGAAUUUCGUGAAUAUCAAGGUUGUGGACCCUCUAGAGCUCACAAUUUUGAUCCGAUUUUUAUGAAACUUGAAAUACAUGUUUAAAACCCAAAGAUCUUGGUUCCUGUCGAUAUUCGUGCAUAUCGGAUUGUAACUUCCUGAAUUAUGGCCCCUGAUUGUACGAAAAAUCGCGUAUCUAGCUUGUGGUCCCUCAAGAAGUCACAGUUAUUAUCUGAUUUAAAAAAACAUUUGAAUAUGUCACUUUUACACCGUAUUGUUGGUUGAGUUCGAAUUUCAUAAAAAUCAGACCAAAACUGUCAGACAAAAUAGUGUAAAAAGCUGGUAUAUCAAGGUUGUGGACCCUCUAGUAGUCUAAGUUUUGAUCCGAUUUUGAUGAAACUUGAAAUGCAUGUUUAUAACCCAAAAAUCUUGGUUGCUUUCGAUAUCUGAUUGUACCUUCCUGAAUUAUGGCCCUUGAUGUUACGAAAAAUCGCUUUUUGUUUCGCUUGUUCUCUAUCCAUCUCUUGAAAAAUGUGGGCGUAUCCUGUCUGGCAGCCGCUGGUUAUCUGAUUAAAAAAAACGUUUGAAUAUAUCACUGUUACACCCUAAAGAUGGUUAAGUUAGAAUUUCAUGAAAAUCGGACCAAAACUGCUGGACAAAAUGGCUGCUCCUCGUACGCAAAUCGUGUAAACAUAUGGUAUAUCAUGGUUGUGGACCCUCUAGAGGACACAAUUUUUAUCCGAUUUUGAUGAAAAUUAAAAUACAUGUUUAUAACCCAAAGAUCUUGAUUCCUUUUGAUAUGCGUGCAUAUCCGAUCGUAACUUCCUGAGCUAUGGCCCUUGAUUGUAUGAAAAAUCACGUUUUUAGCUCGUGGUCCCUCUAUAGGUCACAAUUUUUAUCCCAUUUAAAAAAACGUUGGAAUACAUCACUGUUACCCCCUAAUAAUGGAUGAGUUUGAAUUUUGUGAAAAUCCAACUAAAACUGUCGGACAAAAUGGUCGCCUCUCAUAUGCAAAUAGUGUAAAAGUAUGUAAUACCAAGGUUGUGGACUCCUAGAAAUCACAGUUUUUAACCGAUUUCGAUGAAACUUAAAUAUAUCUUUAUAUCCCAAAUAUCUCAGUCCAUUUCGAUAUUCACGCAUUUCAGACCAUAACUUCCUGGAUUAUUGCCCCAGAUUGUGGACUCUAGAAAUCACAAUUUUUAACCGAUUUUGAUAAAACUUAAAAUAUAUCUUUAUAUCCCAAAUAUCUCAGUCCAUUUCGAUAUUCGCGCAUUUCAGACCAUAACUUCCAGGAUUAUGACCCCAGAUUGUACGAAAAAUCGCUUUUUUUUUAUAUAGGUUGUUCUCUAUCCAUCUCUUGCAAAAUCUGGGCGUAUCUUGCCUGGCAACCGCUGGUAUCACUAGCAACAGUCAACUACACAUAUAGCUGUUUAAUAAAUAGAUAGAACUCAAUGACCACUGAAUACCGCUUGGGUUAUUCAAUGGUUCAAGAGAGUGUAUCCCUGCGCAAGUAUUCCACGAGCGUUAUUCUAUAACUACAGGUAAAUCUCAAAAUACACUGUACUACCCAGAUUACCAAAAACAAAAUCAACAAUAACGUUAAAAUUCAUCAUAGGUUUCGCCCUCUUUUCUUUCUUUUUUUACAAAAAUUGUGGUUGCUAGUGGUGACGCCAUUACAGUUUGACAUAAUUCUGAAAGUGACGUCAUUCUGGACAUAAGUAGUACGUGUCCAAGCCAUUGAAUACAGCCAUAGGUUAUUCAAUGGCUGUAUUCAAUGGCAGUAUUCAAUGAUAUUUGCUUGUAUUUGCAUGUAGUUAUAGAAUAAUCAGUCUUAUUGAUUGACUCUACAGUUUAAGCCUAGAUAGUGUUGGUUGUUACUCAAAACAAAUCAUUUAGCAAUGAUAUGGGAAUCUUGACAAAUCUCAUAUAUUAUUUGACAAAUACACAAAUUUCAUAUAUUUUAACACUGCAUAUUUUUCUUUCAAGAGAGUUAGGAUGAAAAUAAAAACCGUUUUUAAGGG